Exophiala aquamarina CBS 119918 is the source of this 1857-nucleotide messenger RNA. RefSeq lists its product as uncharacterized. The transcript is spliced from 4 exons. The coding region runs from base 1 to 1857 and encodes 618 amino acids. Gene Ontology annotation, cellular component: membrane. Gene Ontology annotation, biological process: carbohydrate transport; transmembrane transport. Gene Ontology annotation, molecular function: carbohydrate:proton symporter activity. Lineage: Eukaryota; Fungi; Ascomycota; Eurotiomycetes; Chaetothyriales; Herpotrichiellaceae. The record is from RefSeq and is a predicted model, not a curated record.
AUGUCCACCCAAAAGCCGAGUGUCGAAGAGCGGGAUCUCUCUAAUGCAGAGAGUAAUCGACACUUUGAACGAGAAUGGCGUGAUGAGAAGUGGCAGAGUCGGCAGCUGAGCCAGGCUGCCGCGGACCGAGCCCAUGUCGAACACGCCCUUACUCCUGGCCAAGCUAUCAGAGCCUACCCUAUGGCCAUCUUCUGGCGCCUUGCCGUCAGCAUGUGUGUCAUCAUGGAGGGCUAUGACACAAUCUUGAUUGGCAACUUCUUUGCCUUCCCGUCUUUUCAACGCCAAUACGGCGAAUUUGUUGGAGUUACAGAUCAGACGAGAUCAGGAUAUCAACUCACUCCUGCAUGGAUGGCUGGGCUCGGCAACGCAUCUGGAGUUGGGGCCUUUUUCGGAACUCUUCUCUGUGGUUAUCUCGUAGCUCUCUUUGGCCAAAAGCGGGUUAUUCUUGGAUCCUUAAUCCUUCUUUCCUGCACCAUCUUCCUCACGUUCUUCGCAUCAAACAUCAAAAUUCUCAUCGUGGGUCAGAUUCUCUGUGGGUUUCCAUGGGGAGCAUUGGCCACGAUUGCACCUUCAUACGCAUCAGAAUGUCUUCCACUGGCUUUACGAGUAUAUUUCACAAGUUGGACAAACAUGUGCUUCAUUAUCGGGCAACUCAUCGCAGCUGGCGUCCUGAGAGCUUGCUUAGAGCGGGACGAUCAGUGGGGUUUCCGCAUUCCAUUCGCCAUUCAAUGGGUGUGGCCAGCCUUCUUGAUCCCUUUGCUGUCAUUCGCUCCUGAGUCACCUUGGCAUCUUGUCCGCCAACACCGACUCGAGGAGGCUGAGAAGUCUCUCCGCCGUCUUCAGCGCGCAUCGGCAAACAUCGACGUGAAGGAGACCCUCGCAUCCAUCGUCUACACGAACAAUCUUGAAGAAGAACUCUCUGUUGGCACCAGCUACUUUGAUUGCUUCUCUGGGUUCGAGCGUCGACGCACAGAAAUUGCAUGCAUAUGCUUCGCGGGCCAAGUUUUAUCCGGUUCCUCCUUCGCUUACAAUGCCUCGUACUUCUUCGAACAAGUCGGUCUUGCCACGGAAACCACUUAUUCGCUGAACCUUGGUGGCACAGGGCUGGCACUUUUCGGAACCCUGGUGAACUGGUUCUGCUUGAUGCCAUAUUUCGGACGCCGCACCAUCUACGUGAUUGGCAUGUUUGCUAUGGCCAUGACUCUUUAUCUGAUCGGUGUGCUCAAUGUCUGGACCAAUCAGCAGCCUGUUGCCAUGUCCCAAGCAGUCCUAACUCUAGUUUGGACUUUCCUAUUCCAACUCAGCGCCGGCCAGCUCGGAUGGGCACUCCCAGCAGAGGUGGGAUCUACACGCCUGAGACAAAAGACAAUCUGCCUUGCCCGUAACGCAUAUUAUAUCGUGAGCGUGAUCUCGGGUGUUCUCCAACCAUACUUCAUGAACCCCAAGGCAUGGAACCUCCGCGGAUACACUGGAUUUGUGUGGGGAACGACCGCCCUUCUGACAUUCAUCUGGGCGUACUUCCGCCUCCCUGAGACGAGGAACCGCACCUUCGAACAGCUGGACAUUCUUUUCGCCAAGGAGGUGCCCGCGAGACAAUUCUCAAAGACCAACGUCAACGCCUUUGACAAAUCCACCACCAGUGGUCUAGCGAUCCGCUACAGCAUCACUACCAUGGACCAGAGACGGCCCAGUUUGGUGCCGAGCAUCACUCGCGCCAUCGCGGCUAAGACAGGCCUGGACGUUGCAUACUGCAGUCAGCGCAACAGUGUUGAAAUUGGAGCCGCUGGCGGGAGUAGGAGGCCGAGCAUUGCUGCAGAUGUCACGACAUAUGUGAACCGGGAUCACCAUCAGGGAUAG